AUUGCUUCUCUUAUACUAUGAACAUGUAAAAAGCUGAUCUAGGUAGCGAUUAUCAUUCUGAUUAACCUUCGGGAAGUUGAAGUCGCCGUGGAACUGGCUGAAUAAGCACCACCACGAUCGAUCGAUCACUCACAGAAUUGGGUUGUCAAUUAACUUCAACCCUCUGAUACAUAUUCUCAGGUUCUGGGUAUGCGAAUAAGAGUAUACACUCGAAUCCAUGAUCUUCCAGAUUUUUUCAUCCACUCACUAGUAACAACACAUACCUAAACCUUUUCUGAUUCCUUGAUUAACCCCAGUACUACCUAGGUAGUUAACCACAACAAUGGUAGUCAUCUACGUCUCAACCACUCACCCCGUCAAUCCGCCCGAAAAAGCCAGUGAUAUUCUCACGCACGAUGAAAUAUGGGCCGCUCUAGUGGCCAAAGCGCGCCAUCCAGAAGAAUUCGUCGCGGCGAUCGAGACGUCGCGCAUCGUCAGGGAAGAUGCGACCGGGUUGACGAGAGCGGUCCUCUUCAAGGGCGAGUUGGGUAAGGGAGGAGAAGUCGAGGAGGAGAUUAAGUAUUUUGGGAAGAUGAAGAUCGAUUUCGCAGUUCCUAAAACAGGACAAUUCGUGCAGAACAUCAUCUCUGUCUCAUCUAGCGGUGCGCCGGAAGAGUUAUUCUUGACCUUCACUUUCCACUGGCCGCAUCCUGAUGUGGUGGAGGGAAGUGAGGAGGCUAAGAAGCUGGAGGAGAAGUACUGGGCGAUGAGCAGACAGGUUGUUCCGCAUACCAUUGAGACUGCAAGGAAGAUGAAGGCUGAAGGGAGGUUGGGGUUAUGAGUUGAUUAGGUAGUUGCUUGGUUAUGUUAUGGGGGAGGUUGAGCGUUGCGACUGUUACUUAGCAUGAGCAAAGUACAGUAUAUAUGGAGUAGGUUAAUUAAUUAUUACGUCGAUAAUUCAGCCCUACAAGGGCAGUAGUACUGUACUAGUAACUGCACCGCAGAU
Messenger RNA from Paecilomyces variotii, 985 nucleotides. RefSeq lists its product as hypothetical. NCBI's taxonomy places the organism in Eukaryota, Fungi, Ascomycota, Eurotiomycetes, Eurotiales, Thermoascaceae. The record is from RefSeq and is a predicted model, not a curated record. Bases 323 to 820 code for a protein of 165 amino acids. The transcript is spliced from 2 exons.